AUGUGCCCUAAAGACCAAUACUUAUUUAAAGAUGAUUGCUUUUCUUCAGCUCCUGAAGGCACUUAUUGUUAAGUUGAUAAAAUAUGCACAGAAUGUGAAAUGGAAUGUGCUAUGACUAAUAGCCAGAUGGAACUUACUGUAAUUUAGAGACAAAAAUAUGUAGUCGUUGCAAAUCCUAAAAUUUAUGAAGAUUAAUGUUUUUCUGAUUAACCUAAUUAAACUUAUUGUGAUUAUUCAUCAGAAUGUUAUAAAUGCGGAAAUGAAAGCUGUGCGAGGUGUAAUUCUACUCUUGAAUAGUGUACUACUUGUUAAAAAGAUUAUUUUUUUUAUCAAUAAAAUUGCUUUAGCAGCCGUCCAAAGUAAACAUAUUGUGAUUAAAAAAUAAACAAUUAAAGCGAUUGCGAAUAAUGCAAGGUUGACGAUUGUUUAUAUUGUGACAUUAAUUUAAAUGAUUGCAAUUAAUGUGAAAACAGUAAAUAUCUUUACAAUAAAAGAUGUUUAAUGACUAGACCAGAUAAUACUUAUUGUGAUUCUAAUAAAGUUUGUUAAAUAAAAAAUACCUUUUUGAGGGAAAAUGCUAUGAUGCUUAGCCUGAAUAAACUUAUUGCAGCAAAGAUGAUUAUAAUUGUAAAAAAUGCAUUAAUUUAGAUUGCAAGUUUUGUAGUAGCGACUAAACCUCUUGCACAGAAUGUUAGCCAAAUUAAUAUUUAUUUAAAUAAAAUUGCUUUUAGAACUAUCCAGACAAUUCUUUUUGUAAUUAAAAUAAUUAAUGUUUAUAAUGUACUUAGCAGAAUUGCAAAAGAUGUUAGUAAGAUCUAAGUUUUUGUGAAAUAUGUUAUGAAAAAUACUAUCACUUUGAGGGAUCUUGUAAAGAAAACUAACCAGACGGAUCAUACUGCUAAUAAGAAAAUAAAAUAUGUCUGA
This is a messenger RNA of Tetrahymena thermophila SB210, 924 nucleotides long. Its product is annotated as transmembrane protein, putative. The record is from RefSeq and is a predicted model, not a curated record. NCBI's taxonomy places the organism in Eukaryota, Ciliophora, Oligohymenophorea, Hymenostomatida, Tetrahymenidae. The transcript is spliced from 4 exons.